This is a messenger RNA of Cylicostephanus goldi, 330 nucleotides long. The record is from the annotation of a GenBank genome assembly. NCBI's taxonomy places the organism in Eukaryota, Metazoa, Nematoda, Chromadorea, Rhabditida, Strongylidae.
AUGCAAACGCAAGCCGAUCCACGAAGACCAAAUAGAAUCGUCAGAUUCAAAGCAGCAGAUCCACAAGCCAACAAUGCAAUCAGUGAUGACCCUCUUCCUGAGUACAUGAAUGUUUUGGGGAUGAUCUUCAGCAUGUGUGGAUUGAUGAUGAGGAUGAAGUGGUGUGCUUGGAUGGCUUUGCUGUGUUCUUGUGUCAGUUUUGCAAACACUCGAUCAUCAGACGAUGCAAAACAGAUUGUGAGCAGUUUUAUGCUUUCUGUUUCGGCUGUCGUGAUGAGUUAUCUGCAGAAUCCUCAACCAAUCAUUCCUCCUUGGGCUUCGUUCAUGUGA